Messenger RNA from Malassezia vespertilionis, 1656 nucleotides. RefSeq names its product sphingosine kinase (gene LCB4). The record is from RefSeq and is a predicted model, not a curated record. The transcript has a single exon. NCBI's taxonomy places the organism in Eukaryota, Fungi, Basidiomycota, Malasseziomycetes, Malasseziales, Malasseziaceae. Gene Ontology annotation, biological process: sphingosine biosynthetic process. The coding region runs from base 1 to 1656 and encodes 551 amino acids. Gene Ontology annotation, cellular component: membrane; cytoplasm; intracellular membrane-bounded organelle.
AUGCAGCCACGGGAGGGAGCGGCGCUACAUGCGACCGUGCAUGACCUCGGCGCGCAGCUGGUGUUGCAGGAGGAUACGCUGCGCAUUACACUUGAGUCUGUCAGCGGCGACUGGCUGCAUGUUCCAGUGGAGCUCGUUCUCGAUGCUAGCGUCGCAAUCCACGCAGAUGCAUGUGUCUUGACGCUGAACAUGCUUGCGCCAAAGCAGCACACGCACUCGAUGCUGUCGUGCUUUGGCAAGCGCAAGGUAAAAGUAACGCAUGUGCUUACGCGUGCUCAAUGGCGAGAGCGAGGCAGCGACCCCACCGUCGCGCGCCUUUUUUCGCUCAAAAUCAAAGCAAACGUACCCGUAGCAUCGCAUGCCGCGGCGCUCGCGUGGUGCAAAUCCUUGCUGGGACACGCAUACAAGGAUGUAAAACAAGGCCGUAAUGCAUUGGUAAUUUGCAAUCCAAAGGGGGGGCAAGGCCGCGGCGAGUCUCUGUGCAAAGCGCACGUCGAGCCGCUCUUGCAAGCGGCCAGAUGCACCGUCACCACCUACAUGACCCAAAAAAGACACGACGCAUUUGAGUACGUGUACCACGCAGACCUUUCAUCGUACCAAGUGCUUGUAUGUGUUGGCGGGGACGGCACGGCACAUGAAAUCGUGAACGCUGCGUCGGCACGUCCCGACGCAAGCGACGCGCUGCAGAUUCCAUUGGCAGUGAUCCCGACCGGGAGCGGAAACGGGAUGUAUGUUAGUAUUCACGGUGUUGGCACUGGGUUCAACGUCCCGCUCGCGUGCCUUAGUGCGAUCAAAGGCCGGCCGCACGCCCAGCAGCUCUGCACGGUGACACAAGCUACGUCGUUGUAUGCCUCUGCGCCUAACGUGCCGUAUCCCAUGGUGCAAACUGCUGCAAACGGCGAAUCCUACGUGCAGUUCUACUCUUUUCUCUCCCAGGCAAUCGGGCUUAUGGCCGACGUCGAUCUCGGCACGGAGGCAUUCCGGUGGAUCGGCGACUUGCGGUUCGCACUUGGGUACGUCGUCGGCGCCAUUCGGAACAGGCGGUGCGAUAUCGACGUGGACGUGGUUUUUGGGCGCGACGGCGGCCCUUUCACCGAGCCGUUCGAGGCGCCCAAAGGGGCAUUCGAUGCACAAGAGGGCGAGGCGCACACACUGCGCUACAACUCCAUCCUGGACCCCAUCCCGGAGCCAAAGCCGGUCUUGGACUGGCACGAGUGCACCACCAUGCCACGCGAACACGAAAUGGAGGUAUGGACACGGAUCAAGGCUGCAGUCUCGAGUCUGUAUUCGGGCAAGAUGCCGUACGUCGCGCGCUCGCUCAAGGCGUUCCCUUAUGCACACCCCGCCGACGGCUACUUGGAUGUGCUGAUCCAGACGCAAAACUCGAGCGUGGUGGAGAAGAUUAGCGCAACGGCGCACGGCGAACGGGGCAAGCAUAUACACGAUAACAACAUCUCCUAUUUUAAAGUGCGCGCUUUGCGCGUAACGCCGCACAGAGUCCACGACAAUGCUCAACACUACCUGAGUAUUGACGGCGAAAUGAUGCCCUACGGUCCGUUCCAGGUAGAAAUCUCUCCACUUUUCCUCCGUGUCUUGACACUCUCGGAUGGCGAAUGGCACGCGCCGAUUCACGGGCCCCAUGGCAAGGACAUAUAG